UAUACAUUUCAUGUGUUAUUUUGAAUUUCUCAUGUAGUCUUGUGAUUGAUAUUAUGGUUAUAAAUUGCACCGGUCUUCUAGAUUAUUAUCAUUUGAAGUUGAAGUCACAUAUGUCUAAAACGUGAAUGACACGAUGGUGAUGAGCCCUAGUCAAACACUCCUCUCGUUUACUAUUUUUAGAACAUUCAGCAUUUCAGUCUAUAAAUUAUACACGUAUAAUUUUUUUAUUAUUAGAAAAUAAUCUAUAUUCAUCCACUAGAAAUUAAAACUUAUUUUUUAAAUCGUAUCAUAACUAUUCAACUAUAGUGUCUGGAUGUUCCUGUGUUGUCUUCACAUACAAGUCACCGCCAAGCAAAAAAACAACCUGGAAACUGUGAAAGAAAAAUCUACAAGUUGUAUUGGUGAUAAUAAAGUAAGGACUCAAAAGGAGUAGACUUUGUACAUUUUUGUGUUUCUGUUAUAUUAAUCGCAACUUCGCACGUUGUCUGAGUUAUUUUCCAUGAUGGUGAUACGCUGACGAUUUUGAGAAACCAAAAAAAAACGAGAAGAGAAGAAGAUGAGAGCUCAUCGCUCUCUCUUUCUCUGCCUUUUUUGUGCCCUUGCCACCGUCAGUUUAGUUCACGGCCAAAGCCAAACAGGUUAUAUCAGCAUCGAUUGUGGAGCACCUCUUAAAGGUAUCGAGAGAGACAUUGUCACUGGUAUCAGCUACACCUCCGACGAUGAUUUCAUCACCACCGGCGUAAACUUCAACGUCUCUAAAGAAUACAAUUACCCUAAAAACCCUAACUUACCCUACGUUCUUGCUGAUUUAAAAGCUUUCCCUCAAGGAAACAGAAACUGCUACUCCUUAAAACCUUCAGAUGCAAAAGACAGUCUCUACCUCAUCAGAGCUUCUUUCAUGUACGGAAACUACGACGGUGGUGUCAACGAAAAGGCCUUGCCCGAGUUCGAUCUUUACCUGAACGUUAACUUCUGGUCGACAGUGAAGUUCAAGAACGCUUCUGAGAAAGUCUUUAAAGAGAUCCUGACCUAUACAGAGUCAGAGUUUUUAUACGUUUGCCUUGUGAAUAAAGGUAAAGGAACUCCUUUUAUCUCAGGCUUGGAGCUAAGGCCAGUGAACAGCUCAAUCUACAAUACUGAAUAUGGAAGAAACGUCUCAUUGGUGUUAUACCAAAGAUGGGACAUAGGAUACUUGAACGGAACAGGACGGUACCAAAACGAUGUGUAUGAUCGUAUCUGGUCUCCUUACACUCCCGUUUCUUGGAAUUCAAUUAGAACAACUGGGUACAUCGAUGUUUUUCAAAGCGGUUAUAGCCCACCUGAUGAGGUUAUCAAGACAGCUGCUUCGCCUAAAAGCGAAGAUGAUCCAAUGGAACUGUCAUGGACAUCAGAUGAUACAAAUGCUAGGUUCUACGCAUAUCUUUACUUUGCGGAACUCGAAACGCUUAAGGCUAAUGAGAGUAGGAAGAUGGAGAUAUGGUGGAACGGUUCCCCUUUUUCAGAAGAUCCUUUCAUUUCUCCUUUUGAGUAUUCAACGACUCUGUCUGCUUCAAGAUCAUUUACUGGUGAUCACUUGAUAUCUCUUCAGAAGACAGAAGAUUCAACACUUCCACCAAUGCUCAAUGCCAUUGAGAUUUUUACAGCGCAAUCUCUAGAUGAAUUUUCCACCGCGGUAGAAGAAGGUGUGUGUUUCAUGAUCUUUCUUAUUCUUGAUUUUCUAGUGAAAAUUUACAUUUUAUACAACGUUAAUGCAGUUUACGCGAUAGAAAACAUAAAAUCUCUUUAUAAAGUCAAAAAAGUUUGGAGUGGUGAUCCUUGUGCUCCAAGACUAUACCCUUGGGAAGGUGUUGGAUGCAUCUACAAUAAUAACAAUCAUCAUAUCAAGUCUUUGAAUCUUAGCUCAAGUGGGUUACAAGGACCAAUAGUAAUGGCGUUUAGAAAUCUCUCCCUUCUUGAGUCAUUGGAUUUAUCUAACAACGAUCUACAACAUAAUGUGCCUGAGUUUUUGGCUGAUCUAAAACAUUUGAAAUCACUGAAUUUGAAAGGAAAUAACUUCACUGGGGUUAUCCCAAAAUCUCUUAUGAAAAAAUGGCAGGAGGGUUUACUUGCACUCAGUGUGGAUGACAAAAACCGUUGUAACUCAAGCUCAUGUCAAGAAAAGAAGAAGAACAACAUGGUAGUGCCAAUAGCUGCAGCCACAUCAGUGAUAGUUCUCCUUGUGGUUUUGCUGAUCAUAUGGAUCAUACUAAGGCAAAGAAAAAGAGUUUCAGGAGCCGAUGCAGGACCAGGACCAAUCCCCCCUCCAGGAAAGAGAAGGUUUGGAGAAAAUGCAGGACCAGGACCACUCCUGCCCUCAGGGAAGAGAAGGUUCACAUAUGAUGAAGUCUCUAGCAUCACAAACAACUUCAAUAAAGUGAUAGGUAAAGGAGGGUUUGGUAUUGUCUACCUUGGCUCCCUCGAAGAUGGAGCUAAAAUUGCUGUAAAGAUGAUUAAGGAUUCUUUAUCUACAAUACCUAAUGUAACAUCAUCAUCAUCGUCAUCAACACGAGCUUCCAAAGAAUUCCAAACCGAGGCAGAGCUUCUUUUGACAGUCCAUCACAGGAACCUAGCAUCGUUUGUUGGUUACUGCGACGAUGAACGCAGUACAGCUCUCAUCUAUGAAUACAUGGCCAAUGGCAACUUGCAGGAUUAUCUAUCAAGUGAGAAAGCAGAGGAUCUUAGCUGGGAGAAGAGACUCCAUAUAGCCAUUGACGCUGCACAAGGGUUGGAGUAUUUGCACCAAGGUUGCAGGCCACCAAUAAUACACAGAGAUGUUAAAACAGCAAACAUUCUAUUAAACGAUAACUUGGAAGCCAAGAUUGCUGAUUUUGGGGUUUCUAAGGUCUUCCCUGAUGACGAUCUCACCCACGUAGAGACUGCUGUCAUGGGCACUCCCGGCUACAUUGAUCCUGAAUACUACAGAACGUUCAUGUUGAACGAGAAGAGCGACGUGUACAGUUUCGGGAUCGUGCUUCUUGAACUCAUCACCGGUCAGCGAGCCAUCGUGAGAACAAAAGAGGGAGAAAAAAUAAGCGUCAUCCACUUCGUCGAGCCUUUCUUGGAGACUGGAGAGCUUGACGGCGUCGUGGACCCGCUGCUUCACGGAGACUACUCACCGGACUCAGCAUGGAAAUUUGUGGAGGUGGCAAUGUCUUGCGUCAGAGAAAGAGGGUUUAACAGACCAGCAAUGAACCAGGUCGUGUCUGAGCUACAACAGUGCUUAGCUGCUGAGCUGGCUCAUGAGCCAGAGAGAUCAUCAGAAGGAAAUGGUGACAGAGAAGUAGACUAAGCAAAAAAAUUUAUUUGACAACUAAGGAAAAUUAAUUAAAAUGAUGUUUGAUCGUUUAUUCUCUUUUUGUGUGUGUUCAUAUAUAUGAUUGAUUCUAAUUUCUUUAAUACUCUAUUUUAAUUUAUAAAUUCCCUUUGUGUUUUUGUUUAUGAGAGAUAUAUAUAUAAUAUAUAUAUAUAUAUAGAUAAUUAAAAUAGCAAGUUUUGAUUCUAAUUUCUUUAAUACUCUAUUUUAAUUUAUAAAUUCCCUUUGUGUUUUUGUUUAUGAGAUAUAUAUAUAUAUAUAUAUAUAUAUAUAUAUAUCUAUUAUUAAAAGAGAAGUACCCAUUUAAAAAUACCAUUAAGUUUUCUAGCUUAUUUACAAUUCCAUGCCACUGAGAAUUAAAUUAAACUAUAUAUUUUAAUGCUUGUCUUUUCCAGUUAAAUUAAUGAGUUUUCCUUAAUCAAAUUUAAACUUAAUGUCAUUAAAUAAACCUACCUAUUUUAAUGCUUGUCUUUUCCAGUUAAAUUAAUGAGUUUUUCUUAAUCAAAUUUAAACUUAAUGUCAUUAAAUGAACCUAAAAAUACAUCAUAUUUAACGUAGUUUAUUACGUACGAGUACGGCCCAAUAAUGAACUUGAAUUUUAUUUUUACGAAAACGUGAAUCACUUGACUUUUGUAAUAUUUAAAAUAUAUUAACUACAAUAUAACAAAUGCAUAUAACCUACCUAUACUUUAGUUUGAAAUGAUCAUGUUCAAGUUUUAUAUAGUUAACUUAUAUCAUGCA
Molecule: messenger RNA, 4093 nt
Organism: Brassica napus (rape)
Lineage: Eukaryota; Viridiplantae; Streptophyta; Magnoliopsida; Brassicales; Brassicaceae
Product: probable LRR receptor-like serine/threonine-protein kinase At4g29180
Exons: 9
Coding region: 557-3328 (923 amino acids)
Biological process (GO): protein phosphorylation
Molecular function (GO): protein kinase activity; ATP binding; protein binding
Source: RefSeq, a predicted model, not a curated record